AUGGCGAUGAUGAUGACUGGCCGUGCGCUGCUGGUGUGUGCCCUCUGCGUGCUGUGGAGCGGUUUGUCUGGAAUUGCGGCCGAUGAUGCUGGCAGUGCGGGUGAGAAAUUGCUUUCAAAUUGGCAGAAACUGCUGAAGUCCGAAUGCGAGACGGACAAUACGAGUAAGACGGACGGGAAGUUGAAUGAGUCAGCUGUGAACUGUUGUGUACAUCAUGCGAUGAGGGAGCUUUGCAACGAUGUCUACGGUAAGAUUCUCAAGGAAACUGAGGACUCUCAAGUUGGGGGUAUUUGCAAAGAGUACGCUGGAAAACCAAAUGAUGCCGAUAAAUGCCCAAAACCGCAAACCGAGCCGUCGCCUGGUACGGGAGCUACAGUGGGAAUAUCGGUUCCAGAAGGACUGGGAAACGAAGAAGAAUUGAGAAAACAAUCGGAAGAGGCACCGGGCGCACCACCGGAGGAUUUAGACCCAAAACCAACAGGACUACCAGCAUCACCGCCAGUGGAAGGAUCACCCGACAAGGCAAAGGACGUGCGUGUGCCAAAUUCAGAGGAAGGCUCGGUGAGCAUGGAGCCAACCAAAGAUUCGGCAAAAGGGGGCAUUGUCCCUAUCGCAGACACCGACCAUAAUGAAGCAUCUAACGGUCAAACCGAAUCAACCACAACAACACCCCCGGAUGCCAGUGAUAAUGCUAACAAAAAAACGGAAAAGGGCACUGGAGAAAAUAUUCCGAACAAUACAAAUGAAUCAGAUGUCGCAGGGACAGAAGGAAAAACGGAUGAGAAUAAAGAUAAUAAUCCCAAUGAAACAGCACUCCAUGUUGCGGGUAUGAAAACUGUCACGACGACGCCUGGCGACAGUGACGGCAGCACCGCGGUCUCCCACACCACCUCCCCUCUUUUGCUUCUUCUUCUUGUUGCGUGUGCGGCUGCGGCUGCGGUGGUGGCCGCGUGA
Trypanosoma cruzi is the source of this 954-nucleotide messenger RNA. RefSeq names its product mucin-associated surface protein (MASP), putative. The record is from RefSeq and is a predicted model, not a curated record. Lineage: Eukaryota; Euglenozoa; Kinetoplastea; Trypanosomatida; Trypanosomatidae. The coding region runs from base 1 to 954 and encodes 317 amino acids. The transcript has a single exon.